AUGAACAACUAUGGGUUCUAUACAAGCACCGGGUGCACCUUUACUGGCUCUCCCACGCCCACCACCGCCACUUGCUCGUACAGCCAGUCAUGGCAUAUUCGCUCUUCCACUGUGACUCGUGAUGAGACUUAUGUUCUUCCUGGAACUGAGGUGCGGGAAAUCGUCUCUGCUACCUUGACUGUGGCAGGGACGGGACCUUUUCCUACUGGCACCGCUGCGACUGCUACUGCAGCUACAGCGACCACAACGACAGGUUCUACUACAGGUAGGACAGUAGAAAGCACUACUACCACGAGCAAGACGGCUUCAGGAAACGUCGCAGGCCGGACAAUGGCACCGAUGAUGUUGGUGGGUGCGGUGGUGGCCGGUAUGGCGGCGCAAGCAUAG
This is a messenger RNA of Aspergillus fischeri NRRL 181, 387 nucleotides long. RefSeq lists its product as uncharacterized. The record is from RefSeq and is a predicted model, not a curated record. The transcript has 2 exons. NCBI's taxonomy places the organism in Eukaryota, Fungi, Ascomycota, Eurotiomycetes, Eurotiales, Aspergillaceae. The coding region runs from base 1 to 387 and encodes 128 amino acids.